Molecule: messenger RNA, 2015 nt
Organism: Nannospalax galili (Upper Galilee mountains blind mole rat)
Lineage: Eukaryota; Metazoa; Chordata; Mammalia; Rodentia; Spalacidae
Gene: Tmem254
Product: transmembrane protein 254
Exons: 4
Coding region: 1639-2013 (124 amino acids)
Source: RefSeq, a predicted model, not a curated record
ACAACCAGUGUUCUUAACUGCUGAGCCAUCUCUCCAGCCCCUUGGUCAGUGUUUUCAUCACAGCAAUAGAAGAUAAAUACCACACUAACCAAGACAUGUCAAAAAUGGGAGAACACAACCUGGGCUGGUUUCCAUGACAACUUAAGCUCUGGGACUAUUCUACAGCUCAUAUAGCAUGAUCACUGGGAGUGUCCUCUCUGGAGCUGGACCACGCCACAGCCAUCACAGGGCUCUGGACACCUCUCUGUGCACCUGCUAUUCUUCAUAUAAAGACAAUCAAGUAUGCCUAGGGUUGCUUUAAAUGAGUAAAUCCUUUUACAGUACUUUCUAAGUUCCCCAAACCAGCUAGUACUACAUUCUCAAUUCCCUGAGUCCUGGAACAAGUGUACGCCAUCAUGCACGGCAUGGUUGGUUGUUGUUUUUGUAUGGUUUUGAGACAGGGUAUCGCAUAGGCCAGGCUGGUCUCAAGCUCACUAUGUAGCUGAAGAUUACUUUAGACUCUUGAUCCUCCUGAAUGCUCCGCCACCAUAUCUGGUUCAUGUGGUGCUGAAGAUCAAACUCAGGGCUUCAGACAUGCUGUGCAAGCCUCUGUGGAGUCACCUUUCCAGGCCUUUAAGGCUUUUUUCUUUCCUUCUUUUCCCUUUUUUUGGCUGGCCUGGAAUUCACUAUGUAGCCAGACCGGCCUCGAUCUCGUGGCAAUCCUCUUUCCUCAGUCUCCCAAAUUCUGGGAUUACAAAAAUGAGCCAUCACCCAGCUUGUUUUUAAUCUUUUUUUUUUUUUGUCUUUUCGAGACAGGGGUCUCUCUGUAACCGCAGCAGCUGUCCUGAAAGUCACUAUGUAGACCAGGCUGGCCUCGAACUCUCAAAGAUCCACCUGCCUCUACCUCCCAAGUGCUGGGAUUAAAGGCCUGCGCCACCACGGCCGGCUUAAUCCAUUUUUUAGGACUAGGCAAAACUGUCUCUGAGAAGGCAAAGUCAAAACACUUGGGCUUCUUAUUCUCCCACCACACACCAAUACACAACUUAGCAUGGGGGCUGAUGCGUACAAAAAGGACUCAGCAAUAAGUAUAUAUUUGGUCCGGGCGUUAUUAAUCACCGAUAUUUAGUAAGCAAUGGGUCGGACAUUCUUGUGCCUUCCUUGUAGAUUAAAUCACUCAAUCCGUCCCCAAAGGCCAGAGCUGGGAACUGAGACAUCUCCGGUUUUAAAGGGAAAAUGAAGCCCAAACCGGCUAAGGAACAACUCUAAAUUUACAGAAUAGCAUGUAGCAUAGCUAGCUACACCCACACACCCCGCUGACCGCCCAAGUGCAGCUAUGGCGUCUCCGCUUUCAUGAAAAGCAUUAUUUCUCACCACGCACAGCACACAGAGCAAUAGCUCAAAAUCUAGACCUGCGGUUAUGGGGAGGGAAAAAACGGGCUACUCUGAACAACUUUUUUCUGCAACCCAUAAACGUGACAUUCAGAGGAGGCUGUGUCCUGCAAGAUCUGCGCCCGGUAGGCCAGAGUCCAGAUGAGGAAAGCGAGAGCGGGCUGCCAGCGGCCGCAGAAACUCCACGGUCCACCCUAAGCGGUAGGUCCGCCCCGGCCCAAGCGGGCCCGCUUCCACCUCGCACAGGGACUAGACUGAGGCGUAGCAGCGAUGGCGACCGCCACGGGCGAGACCGGCUACUUCCAGAGGGGCAGCCUGUUCUGGUUCACGGUCAUCACCCUCACCUUCGGAUACUACACGUGGGUUGUCUUCUGGCCCCAGAGUAUCCCUUAUCAGAGCCUUGGGCCUCUGGGUCCCUUCACAAAGUACUUGGUGGACCACCAUUACACCCUCCUACGAAACGGGUAUUGGCUUGCCUGGCUGAUCCAUGUGGGAGAGUCUUUAUAUGCCAUGGCAUUAUGCAAGUAUAAAGGAAUCACGGAUGGCCGUGUUCGGCUCCUCUGGUUCCUGCAGACUUUCCUGUUUGGUAUAGCAUCCCUCUCUAUCUUGAUUGCUUAUAGACCAAAGCGUCAAAAAUGCACUUAAAA